This is a messenger RNA of Paramecium tetraurelia, 969 nucleotides long. RefSeq lists its product as uncharacterized. Gene Ontology annotation, biological process: proteolysis. The transcript has 3 exons. Lineage: Eukaryota; Ciliophora; Oligohymenophorea; Peniculida; Parameciidae. The record is from RefSeq and is a predicted model, not a curated record. Gene Ontology annotation, molecular function: metallocarboxypeptidase activity; zinc ion binding.
AUGUUUAUUUUAUUAUUAUUAAACAUAAGUUUUGCUCUGCCAGAUUUUUAUCAUCAAUUUGAUUCUAUCAAUUUGAACUAAUAUUCUAAUUGUGCAAAAAUAGAAACAUUAAUAGAAGAUCCAAAAGUUGAUGUAAUCACAAUAAAUGAAAAUGCUAAGUUUAAAGCAUUCUUAUUGUUUGGAGAACAUGCAAGGGAAUUAAUAAGUCCUGAAACAGGUCUACAUUUAUUGGAUUCAAUCUGCAAUAAUAAAUAUGAUGUGAGCAAGUAUUAAAUCAAAAUGGUUUUAAAUCUUAAUCCAUUAUCAAGGAUGAGAGUAGAAAAUGGAGAAUAUUGUUUAAGACUUAAUGAAAACAAUGUUGAUUUAAACAGAAACUAUGAUGCUCAUUUCAAGUAAUACACUGAUAUGGAACAGCAAACAAAUUCAGGACCAGAGCCGUUUUCAGAACCAGAAACUAGAGCUGUCAGAGAUCUUUUGAAAUCUUAUAAACCUAACAUGUUCUUGUCUAUUCACUCUGGAAGUGCAGGGUUAUUUACACCUCAUGCAUAUUCAAUGGAGGAGCCCUAAAAUUACGAAGAAUUAAUGAAGGUCUUGAAUGUAAUCAGAGAAGACCAUUGUCCAAUGUGUGAGACAGGUUUAUCCAGUAAAAAUGUAGGAUAUUUGGCAUUUGGUAGUGCAAUGGAUUAUGCAUAUGAUGAGAUUGGAAUAAAAAAUUCAUAUUUGUUCGAAAUAUAUCAUAAAGAUGUUAACAUGAUUAAUGAUCUAAGAGUUGAAUCUAUUAAAAAGCAGAAGAGAAGUUUUCUUGAAUUAAAAGAUGACUCAUCUAAUUAAGAAUGCUUUGAUUAUUUUAAUCCUAAGGAAAAGGAAUAAUAUGAUUGGUAUACUCAAAAUUGGAGUGAUGCUAUUAUCAAAACCUUAGGUUUAGUUGAGUAACAAUCAAAUGAGGAUAUUAUAUUAGCUCAUAAUUGA